AUGGCUUAUACAAGUCGAGGUGAUGCUAGCGGUAUCUUAACAACACCAAAUUAUGUGCUGGAUACAAAUCUUGGCAGUAAUAAACUACGUGUUACAAUUCAAAUUCAAGGUUUAAAAUCAUCAACUCCAACUAAUGGUGAAAUUGUAUUCGAUUUACACGAUAACGGUUUUCUAUUUGAAUUUCAUGGUCAACAGGCAUUAAAAGAUCAAAAUUAUUCCCUGCAUAUUCAUCAAUUACCCGGUGUAUUAGAUUAUAAACGAUCACAGUUAAUUGUACGCGAAGAUGCUGUCGAGAUUAUUUUAAUAAAGGCGGAUAAUACUUCAUGGUCAUCAUGUGUAAUUAAUGAAGGUUUAAAGAUUGCUGAAAAUGUUAAAAAAUAA
Messenger RNA from Trichobilharzia regenti, 381 nucleotides. Lineage: Eukaryota; Metazoa; Platyhelminthes; Trematoda; Strigeidida; Schistosomatidae. The record is from the annotation of a GenBank genome assembly.